Messenger RNA from Amblyraja radiata (thorny skate), 2652 nucleotides. It is a transcript of the gene slain1a, whose product is annotated as SLAIN motif family, member 1a. The coding region runs from base 55 to 1710 and encodes 551 amino acids. NCBI's taxonomy places the organism in Eukaryota, Metazoa, Chordata, Chondrichthyes, Rajiformes, Rajidae. The transcript has 8 exons. The record is from RefSeq and is a predicted model, not a curated record. Gene Ontology annotation, cellular component: microtubule plus-end. Gene Ontology annotation, biological process: cytoplasmic microtubule organization; positive regulation of microtubule polymerization; microtubule nucleation.
GCAGGGGGACACGGAUUCGGGAGGCAGCAGCUCCGCUGGGCAGGUGUGGGUAGCAUGGAGGCGCCCCUGCUGAAGAUGAUGGGGACCACGGGGGAGGUGAGCUCCAAGGUGAGCGCCGAGCUGGAGGUGAAGAAACUGCAGGAGCUGGUGAGGAAACUCGAGUGGCAGAACGAGCAGCUGAAGAGCCGGGCGAACGCCGCUACCGCUGCUGCCGCUGCUGCCGCUGCCGCCGCCGCCGCCGCCCCUCUGCAGGUCUACCUGGGCUCAGGCGGACGGCACCAGGCUCCCGCUGCCGCUCUACUCCACACGAUCCCGGGAUCGGCUCACCUCCACUGCCCGCCCCCCGGACCUGAGUCCCGGGCAGCCAGGCUGCUGCUGCUGGACGACAUCGACACCCUGGACCUGGACAACGGACGGUGCAGCGGCGACGAGGACAGCUGGUUGUAUAUUUCACCAAGAAGGCAGCCAACCAUGGAACAGAAAGCCAUGAACCCACUUGAAUGGUGUCGACAGGUGCUUGAUCAUCCAGGCCAUGAGAUUGAAGCAGCAAAACGAUCAUUGUGCUUUAGACUUGACCAAGCUAAUCGAUGGAAAAGUCUCUUUUCAAGUUCUUACUCUUCUGGCCUUCCAUGUAGUUCGUUUGCAGGGUAUAGACCAUAUACCAUUGGGUUUAGCUCUCAAAGCCUCUACAAACCUGUUACUAAACAAUUACUAAUCCCUGAAAGAACAGGAUAUGCAAGUAGAAAUCUUCCACUCAGCCCACAGUCAUCAAUUGACAGUGAACUGAGCACUUCUGAACUGGAUGACGAGUCCAUCUCCAUGGGUUACAAACUACAGGACUUGACAGAUGUCCAGAUAAUGGCAAGACUACAAGAGGAAAGUCUACGGCAAGAUUAUGCUUCCACUUCAACAACCAUCUCUCAGCGCAGUUCCAGUACAUCACUGUAUUCAAUAAAGCGGGGGACAGGCAGUGACCAGGAAUACGACUGCUGCAGUCUUGAAGACGAAGAAGAAUUUGACCAACUUCCGCCACAGCCUCGACUCACCCGAUGUUCCCCACCCUUGCGAAGUAUGCCGCAUUCACAGACUUUUUCCAGCAUCAGAGACUGCAGAAGAGGUCCAACGACUUCCUCCUAUUUGAAUUCGAGUGCUUAUCCAUCCUAUUACUCACAGGGUCACACAGCUGAGCAACACCAGUACCGAACAAGUGCAGAAAAACUCAGACGCAGCAUGCCAAACCUUGCACGUUCAUUCAGCGCCACCAGUUCCAGUUCACCCGACUCUUUUAAGAAUAGCAGAAGUUUUGAUUCAAACUUGCAGAAUGGAACAUCACGACUGCAGUCACCAGCAUGCCCUUCUGCCAAUAAACUUCAACACAGAGUCAACAAUGUCAGCCAUUUCCCGCUGUCGGUAAGGCAACCACCGAAAGCAACUGCAUACGUGAGUCCAACUGUCAGCAACACCAAUGGGAUCCACACAUCUGCCAGUUUGCAUUCCAUCUCAAGUUCUGGCAUACCCUUACCAAACAGACCUGGUACCACAGGGAUCCCAUGUCGGAGUGGCCUUCCCAGACCAACCUCCACCAUCGGGGGUAGCGGAAUACCCAGGAGCAAAUUAGCACAACCAGUCCGCAGUUUUCUUCAGCCUCCAAAGCCCCUUACUGCACUCAGUUCUCUCAAGGAUGGAAGCUGGAAGGAUGGGUGUUACUGAUACUCACUGCUACAGAAACUGUUGAGAGGUGAAGCAGCAGCUGCCACAUAUCGAUGCCCAGCUGGCUGGGUUUAGACACAUCACUUGAUGUUUGUAGCAACAGUUAAUUUCAGAGAAAAUGCAAAAGACAAGGCACGGCCCAGAAUUACAUGGGUUUUGCUAAUAAGGUGAAGAAAUACUACAUGAACUAAUGGUUGUGAUAUUGUGCAUUCAAACCCUGGCCCUGUGCAUUUAAAUUAUUUAAAAUUUGUAGAUGAAGAUUUAGUACAAAAUAUCUUUCAAUUAAAUUCACUUUUUUCAAUGCUCAUUUUAUGUUUCACAAUCAAUAUUGUGAUGAGCAUUUUCCCACAAGGGUUUCUUUUUAUGGAAUUUGAAUAAUAUCUGUGUUGAACUACAUUUGAACAAAACUGUUAACCCGUUGAGUUGACAUGACUUUGUUUUAAUUGUGCUGCAUGUUAUCACUUGCUAAACAAAAAAGUAAUACCGAAACUGCAGGCACUAAUGGUUUAAAUGAGGUUUAGAAGUUCCAUCUCCAUAAUGUGGAAAUAAAAUGUUUCCACAUUUCUUAUACGAUGGAUAAUCUGUAGAAACUGUUGGUUUAGGCUCCCUAAAUCAUGUGUAGACGUGGUGUCGAAGGACGAGAAGCCGAAGCAAAGAAGUGGAAGCCAAAUAACCAAAUGGAAACAAAUGCGAAAAGCCAACUAACCGAAAACAUACGAGGCCGAAAAGUCAUCUAACCGAAAGGGUGGGAUGCCUAAAUGCCAACUAACCGAAAGGGUGAGAUACCUAAAAGCAAACUCACCGAAAGGCCGCUAUGCCGAAAUGCCAACUCACCGAAAGGCUGCUCUGCCAAAAAGUGAAAUAAUGGACAUGAUAUCACCGGGGUGGGACUUGUCAGCGAUUGGUCCAGAUCCCUGCGCCCAUCACAUCACUGGCCGGUGG